AGCGCCGGAGGGGACGCCAGGAAUAGUUAUCUGSUUAGUCUCGUCCUUCAUAUUUGGCAGUCUGAGUAAAAGGUCCGAGCCAGCAUGAAGAYGGAAUCUCUUCUUCAUUAGAGAAAAACUUUCUGCCUGACGCAGUCCAUUUCAAGAAGUGCACGAUGACAGAACGUGGAAUUAAAUGGGCUUGUGAGUAUUGCACCUACGAAAAUUGGCCAUCUGCAAUCAAAUGUACCAUGUGCCGUGCUCAGCGACCUAGUGGAACAAUUAUCACAGAAGAUCCAUUUAAAAGUGGUUCAAGUGAUAUUGGUAGAGACUGGGAUCCUUCGAGCACUGAAGGAGGGAGCAGCCCUUUGAUAUGUCCAGAUUCUAGCGCAAGACCCAGGGUUAAGUCAUCUUACAGUAUGGAAAGUGCAAAUAAAUGGUCAUGCCACAUGUGCACGUACUUGAACUGGCCGAGAGCGAUACGAUGCACUCAGUGCUUGUCCCAGCGCAGGACCAGGAGUCCCACGGAGUCUCCUCAGUCUUCAGGAUCUGGCUCAAGAGCAGUUCCUUUUUCUGUUGAUCCCUGUGAGGAAUACAAUGACAGAAAUAAACUGAACACUAGGGCUCAGCAUUGGACUUGUUCUGUUUGUACAUAUGAAAACUGGGCGAAGGCCAGAAAAUGCGUUGUGUGUGACCAUCCCCGACCCAACAACAUAGAAGCAAUAGAACUGGCAGACACGGAAGAGGCUUCUUCCAUCAUAAACGAGCAAGACAGAGCUCGAUGGAGAGGGAGCUGUAGUAGUGGUAAUAGCCAAAGAAGAUCUCCACCUACAACCAAACGUGAAUCCGAUGUAAAAAUGGAUUUCCAAAGAAUUGAGUUGGCUGGAGCCGUUGGCAGCAAGGAAGAACUUGAAGUUGACUUCAAAAAACUAAAGCAAAUAAAAAACAGAAUGAAAAAGACUGACUGGCUGUUUUUAAAUGCUUGUGUUGGGGUUGUAGAAGGUGACUUAGGUGCUGUGGAGGCCUACAAGUCGUCAGGAGGGGAUAUCGCGCGCCAGCUCUCGGCAGAUGAAGUCCGCCUGCUGAACCGCCCGUCCGCCUUCGACGUGGGCUACACGCUCGUCCACCUGGCUAUCCGCUUCCAGAGGCAGGACAUGCUGGCCAUUCUGCUCACGGAGGUAUCGCAGCACGCAGCCAAGUGCAUUCCUGCCAUGGUGUGUCCUGAGGUCACAGAACAAAUUCGUCGUGAAAUCGCUGCGUCCCUUCACCAGCGCAAGGGAGACUUUGCCUGCUAUUUCCUAACUGACCUUGUAACGUUUACGUUACCUGCAGAUAUUGAAGACUUACCACCCACAGUCCAAGAAAAGCUAUUUGAUGAAGUACUUGAUAGAGAUGUUCAGAAAGAGCUAGAAGAGGAGUCUCCCAUAAUUAACUGGUCCCUGGAGCUGGGUACGCGCUUGGACAGCAGGUUAUACGCCCUGUGGAAUCGGACUGCCGGCGACUGCCUGCUGGACUCGGUGCUCCAGGCCACCUGGGGCAUUUACGACAAGGAUUCAGUGCUGCGGAAAGCUCUUCAUGACAGUUUACAUGACUGCUCGCAUUGGUUCUAUACGCGCUGGAAAGAGUGGGAAUCGUGGUAUUCCCAAAGCUUUGGUUUACAUUUCUCAUUGCGGGAGGAGCAGUGGCAGGAAGACUGGGCAUUCAUACUCUCUCUUGCGAGCCAGCCUGGAGCAAGUUUGGAGCAGACACACAUUUUUGUACUUGCACAUAUUCUUAGAAGACCAAUUAUAGUUUAUGGAGUAAAAUAUUAUAAGAGUUUCCGAGGAGAAACGUUAGGAUAUACCCGUUUUCAAGGUGUCUAUUUGCCUUUGUUAUGGGAACAGAGCUUCUGCUGGAAAAGCCCCAUCGCUCUGGGCUACACGAGGGGCCAUUUCUCCGCGCUGGUGGCCAUGGAGAACGAUGGCUACGGCAACAGAGGUGCUGGUGCUAACCUCAACACUGACGACGACGUUACUGUUACUUUUUUACCCUUGGUGGAUAGCGAGAGGAAAUUAUUGCACAUUCACUUCCUUUCUGCUCAAGAGAUAGGUAACGAGGAGCAGCAGGAAAAGCUGCUUCGGGAAUGGCUGGACUGCUGCGUGACGGAGGGGGGCGUCCUGGUGGCCCUGCAGAAAAGCUCCCGUCGGCGCAACCACCCCCUGGUCACGCAGAUGGUGGAGAAGUGGCUCGACCGCUACCGCCAGAUCCGCCCCUGCACGUCCCUCUCCGACGGCGAGGAGGACGAGGACGACGAGGACGAGUGAGGGUGGAAGGAGCGGGAGCCGCCGGCGCGCGGCGUCGGACCGCGGUCGCUGCUGGAGCAGCGCGGAGCCUCCCCCGUGCGGGAGAAACCUGCUGUGAAGGGAUGGGGGUUUUUUCUUUUCUAACCAGCAUGGGGAGAAGCGAGGAGCUCAUCUGCUGCGUGAAGAGCUGCAUGGGCUGGACUACCCUUUGUACAAGAACAGCAAAAAAAAAAAAAAAACCAGAACCCAACUAAUUUUAUUAUCAAGACAGAAAAAGAAAUUCUUUCCAAUUGUAAAUCUGUCUAUAAAUGUACCGCAUGUGGUUGUGUAAGAGGUUGUGUAAUAGGAAAAGUAUACCAGCAUCUUAAUUAUUGCAAAGAAAUUUUUCAGCUAAGGGCACUUACGAAAGCACAUGUUAGUUGGAUAUCUGUUCCCUCUGAGAUUCUUUUACAGUAGAACUUGGCAUCUCCGUCAUCUUUUAGAUACUCUGACACGUUUCCGUGGCAGGCCCUUUUAUGUGAAAUCUCACUAGUGCCCAAAUCAGAUCGUGAGGGUUUUUUUUGUUUGCACAAAAUAUCCACAGCAAGUCGUACGUAAAAAUACAUUUGUUAUUUUAUUAAUAUUUUAGUUACUGCUGUGCCCGUUAUAAUAAAAUCUAAUCUCUAUGGAACAAACUGGAAGAGAAGCUAAAUUUUUCCUCGAGUGAAAUGAUCCAUUUCCUGAAAAGUAUUUUUAUGUUUUUUCCUUUUGAUUAGUUAAUAGAUUCCUUCAAUAUGCUUAAGAUAUUUAUUCAGAGAAGUGACCUAAAAUAUAAGGGAUUUAGUCCAGUAAUUAUAUGCUAAAAGGAAARAAAAAAAAAAAAAUUGUGUGAGACUUGAGAGCUCAGACGCGGUUGAGGAUUUCAUAUUGUCCAAACUCAAUCUUGCUGUGAUACAAACUCUUAUCGUUUUAUCAUUUAUUCUUUCAUCRAGUUCA
This is a messenger RNA of Nothoprocta perdicaria, 3236 nucleotides long. It is a transcript of the gene ZRANB1, whose product is annotated as zinc finger RANBP2-type containing 1. The transcript is spliced from 11 exons. Gene Ontology annotation, cellular component: nucleus; cytoplasm. Lineage: Eukaryota; Metazoa; Chordata; Aves; Tinamiformes; Tinamidae. Gene Ontology annotation, biological process: protein deubiquitination involved in ubiquitin-dependent protein catabolic process; positive regulation of Wnt signaling pathway; cell migration. Gene Ontology annotation, molecular function: cysteine-type deubiquitinase activity; K63-linked polyubiquitin modification-dependent protein binding. Bases 156 to 2282 code for a protein of 708 amino acids. The record is from RefSeq and is a predicted model, not a curated record.